AUGGAAUAUCCAGCCAGAUCAACCGAUACUGCCAAAGAGGAAGGACCUCCCCCUGCCAAGCAAUAUGUUACAGUGAUGCAGUAUAUGGUCAUCAACCUACAGGCCAAUGAACUGGCGACCCAGGCAAUGCAGAAAUGCAUAUAUUUUGUUGGUAUUGAAAGAAUUUCAUUCAGACACUAUCGGCACCUACUGGUUUUUAUUUAUACGAUUGAGGAGAUCAAUAAGGACCCGGAGCUUCUGCCUAAUGUGACUUUGGGCUAUCAGAUCUAUGACUCCUGUGCCUCGGGGAUGAAAUCUUUUGCAAAUGCUUUUGGAAUCCUGUCUGGAACAGAACCACCAAUCCCAAAUUACAGCUGCUGGAACAACAGGAAGGUUGUGGGAUUCAUAGGAGACAUGUCUUCUGUUUCAUCUCUCUCUAUUGCGUGGCUCUCAGGGAUCUACAGGUACCCUCAGAUCAGUUAUGGCUCCACUGAUCCCAUAUUUAAUAAUCAACUAGAGUUUCCAUCUUUCCACCGAAUGAUCCCCAAUGAGUUAUCUGAAGUUGAUGCUAUAUUGAGCCUGAUUAGGCAUUUUGGAUGGAAAUGGGUUGGACUUAUUGUAUCGAAUGAUGACACUGGGAACAGGGCAAGUGAAAGGCUGGAAAAGGAAAUGAACCAAGAUGGCGGCUGUUUGGCCUUCCUCUUUAGACUUAAAAAUUGGCUAACAAACAUAAAUCGAUAUAUAGCACAAAAAGACAUCAGGGAAAUAAUCUACAAGACCUCAGCUAAAGUGAUUAUUCUUUUUAUCAAUUCACAGUAUAUUGACAUUUUUAAUAAUGUGUUUGCUCGUAUUAAAGUGCCAGAGAAAAUAUGGAUUGCGUCCUCAUCUUUCUCCCGUGUAAUAGAGCUACGAUUAUCACAAAUCGAAGUAACUUUCAACGGCACAUUGGCGCUUUCCUUCCAGCAAGGAGAGAUUUCUGGUUUUAAGCAGUUUUUCUAUUCUUUAACUCCAUUCAAAUAUCGAGAUGAUACGUUGUUCCUACAAAUCUGGGAAAUUUUAUUUCAUUGCACCUUUUCAGACCUCGGCCCACAGAUGAUGACCAAGAUGCCUCUUCCAAAAUGUACAGGGAAUGAAUCAUUUGAUGAUACAGAUCUGGCAGCCUAUGAAACAUUUAAUUUCAAGAUAUCUUAUCAGGUUUACACUGCAGUUUACGCAAUGGCUCACGCUCUCCAUGAACUGUAUGGCACAAUGACAAAUCACCCUAAAUCAGCAGAGAACCUACAAAAUUAUUUUAAACCAUGGCAGUUAAAUGCAUUGAUACGAUAUGUGGCAUUCACAACUUCUUCUGGAGACAAGAUCUACUUUACAGACAACGGAGACCCACCAGCCCAUUAUGAUAUUGUGAAAUGGCACUUUUUAAGAGGAGGAAAUAUACAGAGCAUAAAGGCUGGAAGCUUUGACACAUCCAGAUCUGAUGGAGAACAAUUAUUUGUCAAUAAUAGUGCCAAUCUAUGGAGCCCUUAUUUUUCAGAGGCCGUGUCUGAGUAUUAUGAUAUCCAGCCUUUUGUGGUCCCAUCUUUAUGUGCUAAUUCAAAGAUCAUGGAAGCUAGGCUUCAUUUGUUGCAUGUGGACUAUGUGAAGUGGACUUUUAGACAUUUGCUUUUCAAAACUGCCUUUAAGCAGGAAGGAUAUAGAUUUGUCCAUUCUCAUUGUAGUGAACCCUGUAAGCCUGGAUUCAGGAAAGCUAAGAUAAAAGGGAAACCAAGUUGCUGUUAUACCUGUGUACAGUGUUCUGGAGGGGAAAUGUCUAACAUAACAGAUGCCCAGAUUUGUAUACAAUGUUCUAAAUAUGAAAAAUCAAACAGUAGAAGAAACAGCUGCAUCCCAAAGAAUAUAAAUUACCUCUCCUAUGAUGACUCUUUGGGUGCUGCUUUAUCCUCCAUCUCCGUAACAUUCUCCAUCACUUGUGCUGUAAUCCAGGGAAUCUUUAUAAAGUACCGUGAGACUCCUAUAGUGAAAGCCAACAACCGAAAUCUCAGCUGUCUCCUCCUCAUCUCUCUCAUGUUGUGUUUCCUCUGCACUUUAUUAUUCAUUGGGCGGCCAACCAAGAUAUGUUGUCUCCUCCAGCAAGCAACAUUUGGGAUUGUAUUUACCAUUUCUGUUUCUUCUGUGUUGGCUAAAACUCUCACAGUUAUUAUUGUCUUCAAUGCCACAAAGCCUGGGAGCAAGCUGAAGAAGUAUGUAGGAACCCAAUUGUCCAUCAUACUAGUCAUUAUAUGUUGUUUGGGUGAAAUUAUAAUCUCCAUUGUAUGGAUGGUCUACAAUCCCCCAUUUCCUGAGGCCGAUGCUCUUUCUGAUGCAGAUAUAAUUAUUCUCAUGUGUAAUGAGGGAUCUGGUUAUUUUUUCUUUUGUAUAAUUGGAUACAUGGGUGCCCUAGCAGUUCUAAGUUUCAUUGCUGCAUUUCUAGCCAAGGAUUUCCCUGACCGAUUUAAUGAGGCUAAAAACAUCACUUUCAGUAUGUUGGUGUUCUGUAGCGUGUGGGUGACAUUUGUCCCUGCAUACCUGAGCAGUAAGGGGAGUAGAAUGGUGGCAGUUGAGAUAUUUGCCAUUUUAUCUUCCAGUGCUGGAUUAUUGGGUUGUAUAUUCAUUCCCAAAUGUUGUAUUAUUUUCCUAUGGCCUGAACUGAACACAAGGGGUACAGUUAUUAGAACAUAUUAA
Molecule: messenger RNA, 2697 nt
Organism: Xenopus laevis (African clawed frog)
Lineage: Eukaryota; Metazoa; Chordata; Amphibia; Anura; Pipidae
Product: vomeronasal type-2 receptor 26
Exons: 9
Coding region: 1-2697 (898 amino acids)
Source: RefSeq, a predicted model, not a curated record